AUGCUGAUGGCCCGAGACACGGCGCGGGACGAGGCUCAGAAGCUUCACAGAAAGUGGCUGAAGCACCAGGCCUUUAUGGCGGAACUGGCUCGCAAUAAAGAAUGGCUGGCCAAGAUAGAACAGGAGGGUCAGGAGCUGAUCCAGGAGAAACCAGAGCUGCGUCCAGUGGUCCAGCAGAAGCUGGAGGAGAUCAGAGAGUGCUGGUCCGACCUGGAGACCACCACCAAGGCCAAGGCUCGCCAGCUCUUUGAGAACAACAAGCCUGAGCCGGCAGUAAAGAGCUACUCGGACCUAGACAACCAGCUCUCCCACCUGGAGCGGCAGCCCCCUCAGCUGGAGCAGGCUCACCAUCUGCCCACCUUCAAUGAGCAACUCCAGAAGUUCCAGGCCAUGGAGUCCCAGAUCGGGGACUUUUACAAGGAUGUGGGGGAGCUGGGCAGCCUGCAGGGGGUCUGCCUCCCCCAGCGAGGGCUGGUGGCAUGCGAGAAGGAGAGCGGUGAGCAGUCAGGCAUGGUGGAGACCCGCAUCGUCCGCCUCAUCGAGCCCCUGAAGGAGAGACGCCGCAUUCUGCUGGCCUCCAAAGAGAUGCACCAAGUCGCACAGGACCUGGAGGACGAGAUACUGUGGAUUCAGGAGAGGCUUCCUCUGGCCUCCUGUAAGGAUUAUGGGAACAACCUGCAGAGUGUGCAGCAGCAUGUCAAAAAGAACCAGACUCUGCAGAGGGAGCUGACAGGGCGACGGGCUCGUGUCGAGGAGGUGCUGGACAGGGCGGGGAUCAUUGCCUCCUUGAGGACUCCUGAGGUGGAGUUUGUGCGUGAGGGGGCGGGGCAUGUGCGCCAGCUGUGGGAGGUUCUGCAGCUGGAGACGGAGAGGAGGUCUGUGAUGUUGGACGCUGCACUGCAGUCUCACCAGUACUACAACGAAGCAGCCAAAGUGGAGUCCUGGCUGUCGGGACAGAAGCUGCAUCUGGUCAAUGAAGAGAAAGGAACGGAUGAGGGGAGCACCCUGCAGCUGCUGAAGGCUCACCUGACUCUGGAGCAAACCGUGGAAACAUAUGCAGAGACUGUGGGCAUGUUAUCCCAGCAAUGCCAGCAUCUACUGGAGGUUGGGCACCCAGACAGUGAGCAGAUCACCAAGCAGCAGUCGCACAUAGACCGGCUGUACGUGUCUCUGAAGGACAUGGUGGAGCACAGGAAGACCAAGCUGGAGCAACAGUACUGGCUCUAUCAGCUCAACAAGGACGUUGAGGAGCUGGAGAAGUGGAUCACAGAGCGAGAGGCCGUGGCCAGUUCCACAGAACUGGGACACGACCUGGAGGAUGUCACGGUGCUGCAGGAAAGGUUCACUAAGUUUUCCUCAGAGACAAACAAUAUGGGUCAGCAGCGCAUGGAGCAGGUGAACAAAAUGGUGAACGAGAUGAUCGACUGUGGACACUCUGACGCCGCAACCAUUGCAGAGUGGAAGGACGGGCUGAACGAGUCGUGGGCCGACCUGCUGGAGCUGAUGGAGACCCGCAGGCAGAUGCUGGCGGCGUCACACCAGCUGCACAAGUUCUUCACCGACUGCAAAGAGGUCUUGGCUCAGAUCGCGGGGAAGAUGAAGCAGCUGCCAGAGGUGAGGGCGUGCCAAGCCAACAUCACCAACCCGGCCACCCUGCAGAGACUGAUGCACUCCUUCGAACAUGCCCUUCAACUGCUCGUCGCACAGGUGAGGCAGCUGCAGGAGAAUGCGGCCCAGCUGAGGACCAUCUACGCUGGAGAGAAAGCAGAGGCCAUCAUGGUGAAGGAGCAGGAGGUUAUGGAGGCGUGGAAGGAGCUGCUGAGCUCCUGUGAGGCCAGCCGUGUCCAGGUCACCUCAGUAACCGACAAGGUGCAGUUCUUCUCUGUGGUGCGUGAGAACCUGAUGUGGAUGGAGGGCAUCAUGGGACAGAUAGGAUGGGAUGAGCCCAGGGAUUUGAUUGCUCUGGAAGGGAUGAUGAGACAACACCAGGAGCUGAAAGCCAAAAUCGACGGCCGCAGCAAGACCAUCCAGCAGUGCGCGGAUCUCGGCAAGAUCCUGAUCGCUGCGGGAAACCCUGCAUCAGAGGAGAUACAAGAGAAGCUGGACAGCCUUCUGGCCAAGCAGAAGGAUCUCAUAGAAAAAUGGGACAGACACCAGGAGAGGUUACUGCGCAAGCAGGAACACUUCCAGUUUGCACAGGAGACAGUGAAGGCGGAGGCCUGGCUCAAGGCCAAGGAGCCGCUGAUCACCUCCAGGGAGCCGGAGGCAGGCGAGGCCCGGGCCCAAACAGACGAGGUUGAGCAGCUCAUCCUUCGCCACGAGGCCUUCCGCAAGGCUGCUGUAACCUGGAAAGAACGCUUCAGCUCUCUCCGCCAGCUUUCCGCAGCCGAGAAGAAAAAAGAAGAGGAGAAAAAGACAACACCUCUCUCCAGUCGAAGGAUGUUCCCAUUAUCUUGUCUGACUCCCAGUGUUUCCUCGACCAGUGCUACCUCGUCUUUCUUGAGGCACACGGUACACGGACAGUUAGAAACCAAACCUUUGCAGACCAGUCUGGAUCUGGGUGCCACUCCUGCAACCCAGAGAUUGUCCUUGGGCGCUUACAACCCUGUCCUGAAUGGAUCAGGCUACCACGCGCUGGAGCAGCAGGGCUGUGGGAAGCUGGUCGGCUCCUCGUACCUUGGAAUGAACCACCCUGGGGUCGGAGCUGGAAGUGACUCGGGUUUCUCAGCGAUGACCUCCCACAGCGCUGGAGCAGACACUUCUACUUACCUUGGGAUAAACCAUCAAACUGUCGGCAGUGCAGAGAGCUCUGGGUACUUUGGACUGAAUACCGGGUCUGGGGGUGGAAUUCAGAACCAUCUCAGCAGUGGCAGGUUAGGAAGCUCAGGUAACCUAGCUCAGCAGCCGAGCAGCGGAGGGAUGGGAAGCCCAGGGUAUCUGCCUCAACAGAAUACGGGCAGUUCUGGAUAUUUGGCCCAAACACAAAACAUGGGAGGUUCUGGGUAUUUAGGACAGCAGCCUAAUUUAGGGAGUACAGGAUAUUUGGCACAACAGCCUAAUAUGGGUAGCUCUGGGUAUUUGGCACAGCAACCCAAUAUGGGAAGCUCUGGGUAUUUGGCACAACAGCCUAACUUGGGAAGUUCUGGGUAUUUGGCACAGCAGCCCAACAUGGGGAGUUCUGGGUAUUUGGCACAACCGCCUAACAUGGUGAGUUCUGGAUACAUAGCGCAGAAUUUUCAGAGCAGCGGGGGAAUGGGUAGCUCGGGCUUCCUGGCACAAAAUCAUUACAGCAGUGGAAGUCUGGGCAGCUCUGGAUUCCUGGCGCAGAGUGGCGGCAUCAUGGACCCUAAGAUGGCGUAUGCUUGGCAGCACCUGAAGGCUGACUUCAUGCAGCCCAGGAUUAACCACAUUCACAAGGCAGUGAACCCCCUUCUGGAGGCUAGCAGAGUGCAGCGGGAACAGUACGGGGACAUCCCAAUGGCUGACAUGGGUCCGGAAUCAGGGUUGGAGCUGCUCCACGGUCGGCUCCAGAGAGAUCCUCGUGGAAGUCGCUCUGAUCCUCAGAUGGACCAUCUGAGGCGAGAGAGAGAGUACAAGCUGGGUAGACAGACCUCCAGCGAGCAGGAGAUCCAGGCCAGGCUAAACGAGCUACCACUGAUUGUGCGUCAGGAGCGCUACCGCAGGCGCCUGGAGAGGCAGUCAUCCAGCGAACAGGAGGGGAGCAGCAAGCAGAGGCUGCAGAGGCAGGACUCGAGUGACCUGGAGGGCUCGGCCAAGGAGGGCUCCGACAAGCGCUCAGGGGACAAGAGAUCGACUAUGGCAGAGAUUGUAGAACAGGUCCAGGAGAGAGAAGCAGCAACUGCACGAGGAGAGCCUUACCGCCCUCCUAGCAGCCUCUCUGCACCCGUGACUCGUUUUGACGGACGUCCUCGUGCCAGAGACAGACCCAAACCAAGGAGGAGGCCUCGUCCAAAAGAGCCCGAGGAGACGAGACGUUCUCGCUCAGCUCCUGCUACUGGUGCCCCAACAACCCCACAGCCACCUUCACACACUGCCCAAAAUGAAGGUUUCCUCUACCGCAAAAAGGCGACCACCUCUGACCUUGAAGCUCAGCAGAGGAGUCCAAACAGCAAGUCCUGGGUGAACGUAUACUGUAUUCUGAAAGAUGGAAAGCUGACCUUCUACAAGGAUGCUAGAAACCACACCGUAACGUACAACGAGGAGCCUUCGGUUGACCUCAGCAUCUGCUCAUUCGAUCCUACAAUGGGAUACAAGAAGAAGAAAAAUGUCUUCAUCCUUAAAUUAAAUGAUGGAAACAACUUUGCGUUCCAUGCAAAAGAUGAGGAGGACAUGAAGGCCUGGACUUCAAACAUCACCACCUGUAUAGAUGAGUACGAAGCCAUGGCCAUUUGGGACAAGCCAGGCACUUCGUCCAUGGACCCCGACCACUCUGAGAGGAAAGAGAAGUCGGAGGGGGACGCGGAUGCCAGGUCAGAGAGGUCCGAGCUUGCCGAGGGGGAGGAGAGGUCUGAGAAAGAGAGGUCAGAGAAAGGGGACGGCUCGGAGAAGUUAGACACGUCAGAAAUCGCCGACAAAUUGGAGGGCGGGGCGGGGGGCUCCAGCACGUCUGGAAAGAGCAAAUGAGGAGCCCCCCUUUGUGUUUUAACAUUACUCACUGACU
Molecule: messenger RNA, 4681 nt
Organism: Notolabrus celidotus (New Zealand spotty)
Lineage: Eukaryota; Metazoa; Chordata; Actinopteri; Labriformes; Labridae
Gene: sptbn4a
Product: spectrin, beta, non-erythrocytic 4a
Exons: 19
Coding region: 1-4644 (1547 amino acids)
Biological process (GO): actin cytoskeleton organization
Cellular component (GO): cell junction; cortical actin cytoskeleton; cell projection
Molecular function (GO): actin filament binding
Source: RefSeq, a predicted model, not a curated record